This is a messenger RNA of Spodoptera litura, 872 nucleotides long. Its product is annotated as tRNA-splicing ligase complex subunit ASW. NCBI's taxonomy places the organism in Eukaryota, Metazoa, Arthropoda, Insecta, Lepidoptera, Noctuidae. Gene Ontology annotation, biological process: embryonic morphogenesis. The record is from RefSeq and is a predicted model, not a curated record. Gene Ontology annotation, cellular component: tRNA-splicing ligase complex.
ACUUGUAACAGUAAGAGGCGGCAUGAAAUUCUGAAAUAAUUUUUAUAUUUUUUUGCUCAUUUAGUAAUGUUUUGUUUCAAUAAUGUCGGUGCCGUUUGAUAUGUUAUUGCACCCGGAGCUUUUAAGUAAUGAGCAGCUAAUAAGAGUUAUCCAAGAGAGGCAUUUACGAGUUCCAAACAUGGGUCUUUUGCAAAGAGAUGAACUAUUGGAUAUAUUUCAUCACUAUUGCUUGCCUCACGGGCAAAGAAAAUACAGAGAUUCUGGUCGAGGUAAAAUACUAAACAAAUCGCGCCAACAGAGUCCUGAGCCGGUAAAAAAGUUAAAUAUUAUGAAUAAUCAAGAGAGUAAGGUUUACAAAGGUAACCCAAGCUGUGAUAGACUGAAACCGCCACCAGAUUGCCACUCUAGUCACACAAAGAGGAUUAGACUUGAAACUACAAUAUCACCCAUAACAAAUACAAGCUUCCUCAAUUGUAAUAAAAGGAAAAUAUGUGCUGAUUCCACAAGUACAACAGACAGUCCGCCAUCAAAGAAAGAAAGGAAACCGAUAACAUAUCCAUAAAUGUGAAUAUAAACUUUAUUUACAUUCAUUGUGAUUGUCAUCAGUACUGUAUUACAUUAUUUUCACCAUCUCAAUGACAAUAAUGAAAAACUUGUAAAAACCAUAUCACUUAUGCAAGAGAUAACAAAUACUAUUUUAUAAAUAAGUUAAUUACAAUCAAUUGUAAAGCGCAUUGAUGGCUGCAGUUACUUCUGCUGUUGGUAACAUGCCGCUAGUGUGUAAGAGCUCUUAAUCCAUAUAUCCCCAAGCAGUCAUCGGUGACCGCUCUCCACUGAGUACAUUAUAGACCUUAUUUCCAAUAUUUAGAAGA